AUGCCACAAUUUCAUAAACUUACACUGUUUGCUGGAGCUGGUAUUGGUGCUUUUGCUGUGUUACUUCUUAUUAUUAGUAUAGCUACACCUGCAUGGCUUGAUGAUGGAAAAGGCAAUACUGUUGGUCUUUUCCGAAGAUGUUAUGCAGCAAAUAAUGAAGUACUUAACGAUACCGAAGGUUGUUUUGGAGAUAAUCGUGUUACUCAAGGUGGCUUGUCUGUUUUUGGUCUUUUACUUCUUAUAUUCAGUAUUUUUGCAACAAUCGCUGCAGCAUUUACAGGAAAUUCAUUAAUCUUAUUGGUUUCGUUGGGUUUAAUGUUUUUUGCAUCUAUGUUCGUUAUGUCAGCUUAUGCAACAUGGGGAGUUUAUUCACGUGAUCCUAAAUUAUAUAUUCUUCAUACUACCACCACAUUAAUAGAUCAAUAUUCAUCAAUGGGUUAUUCGUAUAAUUUAUGUGUUGCUGCACAUUUCUUUCUUUGGACGGCACUUACAUUAGUUGCAUUUGGUGUUGGACAUUUUUGGGGUUCUGAACGAAAUACUUCAGGUUAA
This is a messenger RNA of Rotaria sordida, 549 nucleotides long. The record is from the annotation of a GenBank genome assembly. Lineage: Eukaryota; Metazoa; Rotifera; Eurotatoria; Philodinida; Philodinidae.